This is a messenger RNA of Iphiclides podalirius (scarce swallowtail), 606 nucleotides long. The record is from the annotation of a GenBank genome assembly. NCBI's taxonomy places the organism in Eukaryota, Metazoa, Arthropoda, Insecta, Lepidoptera, Papilionidae.
AUGUCGUCCGCGCUCCACGUUCUACGCGUCGCAGCAGCGGUUGGCGAGGAAUUCGGGCUGGCCGGUGGAACCGGUCGGCGGUUUAUAUUUACCGGCUGCGGCGGUCGCGUGGCCGCACCGGCGCUGGCACGUUGCGUCACGGCGCCGCGAAGCCGCACCGCACCGCAGCGCACCACGCCGCACCACGCCGCACCACCUGGACAACAGCCGAGCGCCGCCACUUGUCCAGCCGAGGAGGGUAACGGCCCGCACGUGCACACGUGUGUGCCGUCGCGCGGCCACCCAUUUGCACAGCACCCAUCUAUUGGGACCGAUAAUGAUGUAGCGAAUGGCACACCGCGAGAAUUCCUCGCGGCGGCGAUGGGCGCGCGCUCUCGGCCCAUUAAGUCCCGGGAACAGCGUCGCGGCUCCGACGGCCCCGACGGCCCCAUACUCCCAACGCGACGCAUGUUUAAUUCAGUACGAUGCGACGCAUUAUUCAUUGGCGUGUGGAAAGUUUCGGUUUUCCGAAUAUCGGAGAUGCGGGUCAAGGCGCGGGCCUUCGCAACAGCGUCGAAACUGGGCGCUUUGGGGCAAUUUGCAUGCAACCUCGUUUUUCUCGUUCUU